Molecule: messenger RNA, 615 nt
Organism: Thecamonas trahens ATCC 50062
Lineage: Eukaryota; Apusomonadida; Apusomonadidae
Exons: 2
Coding region: 1-615 (204 amino acids)
Source: RefSeq, a predicted model, not a curated record
AUGCUGCACGCCAUUGCGCUCGGCAUGCUCAUGUCCACCUUUUUCAUGCCCAUGUGGCUGUACCACAAGUCGACGCAGACCGUUGUCUUUCCCAGCGGGGGCACCUUUAAUUACGACGUCGAGUUGAAGGUCGGCCUCACAAAGUACAUCGCACAGACCGGAAACGGUGAGUCGACCGUCAAGUUCUCCGACAAAUCCUGCCAGGACGACAAGUGGUGCAAGGAUCACAAGGUCCGAUCGGAUGUGACGCUCGCGUUCCUGGCCAUGGCUGUAGCUGCAGUGGCGGUGGCGACCGGCGGUGCCAACGCCGCGGCGUUUGGUGGCAUCGGCAUCGGCGCCAUGGUGGCCGCGGUGGCCGACCUGGUGGCAGUUGUCUUCUGCAUCGUGGCCAUGCUCAACUACUCGAUGAUCAAGCGCGAGAGGGAGUCCGGCAAGUACGACUUCUCCACCUCGUUCUUCAUUGCCUGGGUCGGCACUGUCCUGCUCAUUGUCGCGGCUGUCCUCUCGGUCCUCGGCAUUACCUCAUGGAAGGGCAAGGGCUCCUCGGUCUCGCCCAACCACGACUCUGAGAACAAGCGCCAGGACGAGGCUUCCGACGAUAGCGAGAGCUCGUAA